CAAACACCGACAUCUCUCACCUUUCUCUACACAAUUCAUCAACACUCACAAGACCUCUCCUUCCGUUCUCAUUGUCAUUGUCGCUGUGUCAGCGAAUUACUGCUACUGGGGCUGUCCUGAGGCCCGCCAAAACUCAUCUUCGUCCUUCCCUACAUCGCCAGCCUUACGCAAAAAACGCCUGGAGACUGCCCUCCAUGAGGCCCACAGCUUCAAGAUGACUGAUACAAACCCUCCACCCGAAGCGCAACGCUUUGGUAGAUCUCAGACACCUGAAAGCCCACGGCCUGUCCACUUACCUGAGCCUUCCAACAUCCCAGUCCUGCUGAACCAGAUGGAUCCAGUUUUCAAUGAUACUGAGACCUACAAUAUCCCUCAUAACCAGAAUUUUUCUCCUUUCUCAGAUAUUGCGCACGCUAUGCAUGAAGCCAACUCCGAGGAACAAGACGCCGUCCAGAAUUUCUUUCGCGCAGCUGAGGAAGAGAAUGCGCGUCUCGAGAGUGGUCCCGAUGCGAAUGGUCAAACAGCCCAGAAUGAUUCUGCCACGGAAGCCACCCUUCUCUCAACGUUUGCCGAGAAUCCCACAUAUACCCAGUCGUCCGCAACAGCUGCCAAUGUCCCUGAGGCUAGCUCUGGUCUGUCGCAACCUACAGGGCUAUCUGGUAUUGAAACAACUUCGGUUCCCGAGGUUGACCAUGCCAAUGCCGUCGAUGCCACUGCUACCCGUCCCAACGGUGCUGAAUUGACGUCUGAGCCACCGUCCAGCGUGCAGCCUGACAUCCACUUCGAUUAUUCGGGAGUAGACUAUCAGUCGCUUCUGGACACAAUUUCUCAAUCUGCUUCCACUGCUCCUGCUGCGGAUCCUGUCUCUGCCCCAACUACUGCGCCAUCACUCGUCGACCCAGGCACCCAGUCAAUGUAUGCAGUUCCAGGUUUACCCCCAAAGCCACCAGUGCAAGCGGACGUGCAAGACAAUUCUGCCUAUCAGACGUUCCCUAACCCUAGCACGGACAUGACUGAAUCAUAUCAACACGUGAAUAAUGAAGCCGUUCAAGCCAACAAUGCAGACUCAAUCGCUCCUGGAUCUAACCCAUCCAUGAUUCAGGGACUCUCUACCCAAUUCCCAGGUAACUGGCCUCAAGCUACCAGUCAACUCUCGCCCAACAAUGCAUCACCUACGAUGAUGGGACAGCACUUUCAACCUCCUGAGCCUGCAAGAUCAGUAGAUGCCACUGAGAGGCCAUGGACACCCAGAACACAAACACUCUAUGAUCAAUUCCUGGAAGACGAGCGCCGAUAUGUGACUGAAGGUAUUUGGGAUAAGUUCCCGCAUGGAUCUCGACUCUUCGUCGGCAAUCUUCCCAGUGAAAAAGUUACCAAACGUGAUCUCUUCCACACCUUCCACAGACAUGGACGCCUAGCCCAGAUCUCCAUAAAACAGGCCUAUGGUUUCGUACAGUAUCUCGAAGCUGCAUCGUGUUCUGCGGCGCUUGCGGCGGAGCAAGGUGUGGAAAUUCGAGGAAGGAAAGUGCAUCUGGAAAUAUCGAAACCGCAGAAGAACACCAAGAAUCAGGGUCAAGGGAACAAACGACGCCGAUCACGAUCACCGGAACGUGGAGGACAGAGACAGAAUGAUCGACAGGGACGCUCGAGUUACAGUGAAUACAGGGAUGACCGACACAGACGUGAUGAUUAUCGCCCAGCACGUUCACCUUCGCCCAGAGGCUAUCGUUCAAGAGAUGACUACCGACCGAGUGUGCAGAGCCCGAGGUUUGGUCCAGGUGGAAGGCCAGCAUCUCCAUAUGGAGCCAACUUCCCGCCACCCAUCCCUGCCGGCUAUGAUGAGGAAUCAACGCUGCCUCUGCCGCGAAGAGACCCGCGAGAAGUUCCCGAUGUUCAAUUGCUGAUACUGGAGCCCUCGGUUGCUCAGAGCUUCAUCAACUGGAUUGAGCAGGGCUUCCGUUCGAAGGGAUUACGUGCUUCGACCAUCUGGCUCAGUCCUCGGCUUCCACUUAAUGGUGUGGUCAAAAGACAGAUCAUUGAGGGUGUCCAGGCCGUUGUCAAGUUGAGUCAAGCCGCUCAAUACAAUAGCAAGAUACCACUGCAAGUAUUUGACCGCUCAUCGGGUGCUUCGAAUGUCAACUUCAACGAGUAUGUUGAUCUCGACGUUCCUGUGGCCGCGGACAUCAUUCAGCAUGCGAGACAAAAGGAACGUGGAUUUGCUCAAGCGCCACAAUUUCCUCCACAAGGGUACAGUCAACCACAAUACAGCCAACCAACUCCCCAGUACCAACCUCAAGUACCUCCAGCGUAUCCACCACAACAGCAACCACAGUUCCAGUACGGCCAGCCACCCCAGUAUCAGGGUCAGCAUGGUCAACCGCCAACGCCUGUGACCCCAAGCACAGCCGCUCCGAAUCUUCAACAACUAUUGGCAAACCUUCGACAGCCUGGAGAUCAUCAAAGUCCCGCGAAUGCCAGGCCCCCACAAGAUCUCGCAGGACUUUUGAGUAACGUGGCUCGGCAGCAGAACCAGGCUGGUCAAUUCCCACAACAGCCUCCCCAGCAGCAGCAACAAGGAUAUGGUGGCUCUUCAGGUUAUGUGCCUGGCCAGCAACCACAACAGAACGUGCAGAACAUUAUGGAGACCUUGGCAAGGUACAACCGAUGAUCGUAAGACUUGGACAAUGAGACAACCUGAGGAUGAUUGAGCUUGCUGCAGAGCUGGAGAUGAGCUGUGCAAAUCGACACUCAAGAUUGGGAUUGUGCUACUGCGUCUCUCGUCAUGCGGGAGCUGGCGUAGUGUGAACGACACAGCAUAACCAGCAUCAGA
Messenger RNA from Exophiala viscosa, 2830 nucleotides. RefSeq lists its product as uncharacterized. Bases 215 to 2668 code for a protein of 817 amino acids. The transcript has a single exon. The record is from RefSeq and is a predicted model, not a curated record. Lineage: Eukaryota; Fungi; Ascomycota; Eurotiomycetes; Chaetothyriales; Herpotrichiellaceae. Gene Ontology annotation, molecular function: RNA binding.